Molecule: messenger RNA, 1470 nt
Organism: Oncorhynchus keta (chum salmon)
Lineage: Eukaryota; Metazoa; Chordata; Actinopteri; Salmoniformes; Salmonidae
Exons: 3
Coding region: 701-1459 (252 amino acids)
Source: RefSeq, a predicted model, not a curated record
UUAUUUCUACAUUCAUUUGUCUCACUGAAUAGAAAAACAAUUGUCAAUUUGCAUAGGUAGACUGUACAUUUUUUCAAUGACAAAUAUGGUUACGAAUGGAAAUGUGUCUCUGGCAAAGGAUACGUUGUGUACAAUCUAGCUCUGGUCCAGGGCAUUACUGCGCCUUGUAAACUGAGCAUUCUGGAUCGGGCCAAAAUACGAAAUCCAUGUGUAUUGACUGAAUUCAAUGUAGGCUACAAAGUAAAAAGGAAAGAUGUUGCUCGAGUGUUGAAUAACUGCUAUCUGUAGGCUAUGUGCCAGCUGCUAUUUAAAAAAAAUAUGACUUAUUUUGAGGGCAUUUUGUUUACUGCCUUUUUGUUUUGUGUCCUACAGCAUUGAACACAUGCGCCUGAAUCGGUUAGUCUAGCAGUUACCUAAAGUAUUUUAACUUCGUAUUAUAUUUCCUGAGCCUUGCCAACAUGUCAUGCGAAAUCUAAAUGGGCCACUCUGUCACAAACCAGCCCAUCAUUUCAGAUAAAUCUAGGUCCGAUGGUAUGGCAAAGAGACGGGAUGGGAUUUGUAUAAAAUUGAAGCUCACUUAUUUAUUUUUUUACACAAAUUAAAAACAGUUAAAAUCGAAAUUUGGAGAAAGGUAAAAACAAGCAACAGUGACUCCAGCCAUGAUCACCUUGUUGCUGUAGUUUCAUUCACGUCAGACAAUAUGGGAUUUAAAGGGACAAUCUACCCCAGAGGUGUCCUCAUGGUCCUCAAGCCAGCCAUACAGACACUCUUCUGCCAUCUCGCUCCCAGGUGUCCUCAUGGUCCUCAAGCCAGCCAUACAGACACUCUUCUGCCAUACCGCUCCCAGGUGUCCUCAUGGUCCUCAAGCCAGCCAUACAGACACUCUUCUGCCAUACCGCUCCCAGGUGUCCUCAUGGUCCUCAAGCCAGCCAUACAGACACUCUUCUGCCAUCCCGCUCCCAGGUGUCCUCAUGGUCCUCAAGCCAGCCAUACAGACACUCUUCUGCCAUACCGCUCCCAGGUGUCCUCAUGGUCCUCAAGCCAGCCAUACAGACACUCUUCUGCCAUACCGCUCCCAGGUGUCCUCAUGGUCCUCAAGCCAGCCAUACAGACACUCUUCUGCCAUCCCGCUCCCAGGUGUCCUCAUGGUCCUCAAGCCAGCCAUACAGACACUCUUCUGCCAUACCGCUCCCAGGUGUCCUCAUGGUCCUCAAGCCAGCCAUACAGACACUCUUCUGCCAUCCCGCUCCCAGGUGUCCUCAUGGUCCUCAAGCCAGCCAUACAGACACUCUUCUGCCAUCCCGCUCCCAGGUGUCCUCAUGGUCCUCAAGCCAGCCAUACAGACACUCUUCUGCCAUCCCGCUCCCAGGUGUCCUCAUGGUCCUCAAGCCAGCCAUACAGACACUCUUCUGCCAUCUCGCUCCCAGGUGUCCUCAUGGUCCUCAAGUCAGCCCUCUAAUACCGCUAAAC